AUGGCGACUAUUCGAGGGAAUAACUCGGUUGUCAGGCCAACAUAUCAUGUCAAGUUAGGGGUAUCUGUCUGCUUCCCUUUCACUGGAGUCACACAGAUUAACCCGAACACGAUUGCCCCUUCGCUACGUGCAGUCUUUUCGGUUCGCAUUGCCGAAAACAUGACCCGGGAACAGCUGGACAGAUUCGUCACUUGGAUUGAGGCCCUCCCGCCUGGGUUCGCCUUGGAACUCGACGGGAUCUACACCACAACCUCGACUCUCCUCAUAUUCCAGAGCGCAUAUGCGCUGUUCACGAAUCUUGCUGGGUAUCCCGGUGUCACCUUUAUCUCGGAUGUGAGAAGCCCGAGCCGCCGCAAAUAUUUCGGCCAAGAGCAGCGACAAGAAGCUCCUUCAUCUACUUUGAAGGAGAACGUCCCAUUCUGCAGACGCUCUAAGCCAUGA
Penicillium daleae is the source of this 441-nucleotide messenger RNA. RefSeq lists its product as uncharacterized. The record is from RefSeq and is a predicted model, not a curated record. NCBI's taxonomy places the organism in Eukaryota, Fungi, Ascomycota, Eurotiomycetes, Eurotiales, Aspergillaceae. The transcript has a single exon. Bases 1 to 441 code for a protein of 146 amino acids.